Molecule: messenger RNA, 2521 nt
Organism: Spodoptera frugiperda (fall armyworm)
Lineage: Eukaryota; Metazoa; Arthropoda; Insecta; Lepidoptera; Noctuidae
Product: cadherin-related family member 5
Exons: 12
Coding region: 123-1490 (455 amino acids)
Source: RefSeq, a predicted model, not a curated record
AUUGUGGUUUGUAUAAAAGGUAUUUUUGCUCACAAAGUCGUGGCAUUACAUACACCGUGGUGUGGCGGUUAGGGUUUUAUUUAGUAAUACAUCAUCGACCCGCGAGGUCGUUGUGACACAAAAUGGCGAAUUUAAAAUUUUUGUUUAUAACCCUUAUGGCAGUAAACUACAUUGCUGCGAACGAGGUGACUAUCAAGGAAGAGGAUUAUGAUAAAAUAUUCGACUUCGCUAACAUGGUCUGCGCAUGUUCAGAGCAUAAGCUAGAACAGACGAAGUGUUCUUUACCGCCACCGUUCAACCAAACAGAUGGAGUUCUGAAUACUAAUGUUAACCAAUUUUGCGAAGCCUUCACAAUUAUCAAAGAUAAACAUGAUGGAACCAGCCCAACAGAACCAACCCCUGUUGUAAUAACUAAAACUACAAGCGAUGGGCCCGGAGGUUCCACAACAAAACCAACCCCCGCUGCACCAGCUAACGCUACAAGCGAUGGGCCCGGAGGUUCCACAACAAAACCAACCCCCGCUGCACCAGCUAACGCUACAAGCGAUGGGCCCGGAGGUCCCACAACAAAACCAACCCCCGCUGCACCAGCUAACGCUACAAGCGAUGGGCCCGGAGGUUCCACAACAAAACCAACCCCCGCUGCACCAUCUAACGCUACAAGCGAUGGGCCCGGAGGUCCCACAACAAAACCAACCCCCGCUGCACCAAGUAACGCUACAAGCGAUGGGCCCGGAGGUUCCACAACAAAACCAACCCCCGCUGCACCAGCUAACGCUACAAGCGAUGGGCCCGGAGGUUCCACAACAAAACCAACCCCCGCUGCACCAGCUAACGCUACAAGCGAUGGGCCCGGAGGUUCCACAACAAAACCAACCCCCGCUGCACCAACUAACGAUACAAGCGAUGGGCCCGGAGGUUCCACAACAAAACCAACCCCCGCUGCACCAAGUAACGCUACAAGCGAUGGGCCCGGAGGUCCCACAACAAAACCAACCCCCGCUGCACCAAGUAACGCUACAAGCGAUGGGCCCGGAGGUUCCACAACAAAACCAACCCCCGCUGCACCAACUAACGCUACAAGCGAUGGGCCCGGAGGUCCCACAACAAAACCAACCCCCGCUGCACCAGCUAACGCUACAAGCGAUGGGCCCGGAGGUUCCACAACAAAACCAACCCCCGCUGCACCAUCUAACGCUACAAGCGAUGGGCCCGGAGGUUCCACAACAAAACCAACCCCCGCUGCACCAACUAACGCUACAACCGUUAAACCCGGAACUGAGCCAGCUGCACCAAAAGAAGUUGAUGAAAAGGGUGGAAAAGCAGGUGAAUUCACAAAUAGCGAGGAUCCGAACAAGUAUUCGUUAGCAACGCUCCUAAUAAUACUGUUUUGUUCUUUUGGCGCCGGCCUGCUCGUUGCUUUUGCAUCUAAAAAGGGAUACGACCACUACAAAACUCGAUCAUUUGGGGGUGUCCGCAACCAGGCAUAAGGGGAAAUACGUGUUGAAGAAACAGAAGAGGGUCCUGUCAUCGUCAAAGUGAUCCCGCCUGAACAGGACAUACCGAUAUAAAAUAGGUCAUUAUAUAAUUGUAACUUAGUUGUCUGUAGUGGAAAAUAAACAUAACGGGUUGUUUAGUUGAUAUCUUAAUAAUUUGUCACUUCGUUCAAGUUAUGUACAAUGUACAAACAUAUCAUUACUCAAAGUAAAAAGAUACUUAUUUUAAAAUUAGUAUGUACAAUUGUUCAGUCUUUAAUGGAAUUUGACAUUAUAUUCACACAUCAGUGUAUUGUGCAACAAACAAAAUGGUAACAUGGUAGGUAUGUGUUAUAUUGGAAAAGCGACGCUCAAUCGUUCGAUAUUUUGUUUUGUGUAUAAUCUUGGACAGGACUUAUUAUUUAUAUAGUUAGCUUUUACCCGCGACUUCGUCAGCGUGGGUUAGUGGCUUUCGGGUAGAAAAGUAAAGAAAGCUGUGCCCACGACACCAUCAGCGUGUAACUCAUUCAGAUACAAAUAAUCACGCGCGAUGGCUUAUUAGCGUAUUAGAAGAAGACAUGGAUAGAUUAUUGUUGUCACCAAUAAGCUUGAGGCGGUGAUUGAUAGCAUAGCGAGCUGAACAAUGAUAAAGCUAGUCAGACAAUUAAUUCAUCAUCAUCAUAUCAGCUACGGGAUGUCCACUGCAAUGACUUCCAGACAGACCGGUUGGAAGCUACCUGCAUGCAACGGCUCCGUGCGACCUUAACCAGCAUCUUAUAAUAUUCUCAUAAAACCUGUAAAAGAUAAUUAAAGUUGGCUUAUUUGGUAUGUUUGUCUGUCUUGUAGCCUAUGCCAACAGUCUCAUUCUUUCGAUACGGCUGGCUACUCAGGUCGGUUAGUUCUAGAGUCCACUACCUAGCCACUAGUAGUUUGGAUUCUGGUGGUAAAUUAUUAUUUUACGAUUUCUUUUUGUUUUUGUUUUAAAUGUCGAUUUUAAUAUGUAAAAAAUGUGUAAAUAAAUCAAAUAAAAAAUAUAAGUUAAAUGA